This is a messenger RNA of Macadamia integrifolia, 522 nucleotides long. RefSeq lists its product as uncharacterized. The record is from RefSeq and is a predicted model, not a curated record. Lineage: Eukaryota; Viridiplantae; Streptophyta; Magnoliopsida; Proteales; Proteaceae. The coding region runs from base 1 to 522 and encodes 173 amino acids. Gene Ontology annotation, molecular function: acyltransferase activity, transferring groups other than amino-acyl groups. The transcript has a single exon.
AUGGAUUCAUCAAGAGUCUCUCUUCGCACAUUUAAGCUAUCAGAUGUUGAUGAUUUCUUGGAAUGGGCUAGUGAUGAUCAGGUAACUCAAUUUCUUCUCAAAUGGAAAGUCUUCACAUCUAGGGAUGAAGCUUUGAAUUUUAUCAAAGAUAUAUGCAUCCCCCACCCUUGCUGUCGUUCCAUAUGCUUAGAUGAUCGUUCGAUUGGAUUCAUUUCAAUCACUCCAUCAUUUGGCGACGACAAGUGUAGAGCUGAUAUUGGAUAUGCUAUAGCUACCAAGUAUUGGGGUCAAGGCAUUGCAGCCAUCGCUGUGAAGAUGGCCUUAGCUUCUGGCUUUAAAGAUUUCCAUGAUGUGGUGAGACUACAAGCUAAAACUGAUUUAGAGAAUAAGGCCUCACAGAGGGUCCUGGAAAAGGCUGGGUUCUUUAAAGAGGGUAUGUUGAGGAAGUACUGCUUUCAUAGAGGUCAGAUAAGAGAUUUAGUGAUAUAUAGUUUUCUGGUGACUGAAACUGUUCUAAAUUGA